Camponotus floridanus (Florida carpenter ant) is the source of this 849-nucleotide messenger RNA. RefSeq names its product COMM domain-containing protein 2. The record is from RefSeq and is a predicted model, not a curated record. Bases 140 to 748 code for a protein of 202 amino acids. NCBI's taxonomy places the organism in Eukaryota, Metazoa, Arthropoda, Insecta, Hymenoptera, Formicidae. The transcript is spliced from 5 exons.
UUGUGAAUGCGCCUUAAGUGCACUUGUCAACAUGGCGACGUAAGCCGCCUGUCUUGAAAGAAUUGUCAGAUGGAUGGCUCAUUUUUAAUGAUAUUUGUUUUGAUAUAAGUAUUUAAUUAGUGAAUAACAUUUAAGAAAAAUGCUAUUAACAUUAAAGCCAGACCACAAGAGGCAUAUAUUGUUUCUUACCGGACAAACACCGCCAGUAUUACAGGACUUUUGCAAAUUAGCUGUAGAUUAUCUACAAAAGGGACCGAAUGUUAAAGUAUACAAUGCUGCUGCUCAGAAGUUAAAUGUCGAGUUAAAUGCAAUCAAGAAUUCAGUGGAAGGUCUAGUUAAUCUCUUGCUAGAAAGUUGCAAAUAUAAGUUAAGCGCAGAAGAUUUCCAGGAUUCUGUGAUUGCAUUAGGUUUUACGGAGGAAAAGGAAGCAAUACUUAGUAAAUUAUACAGCAUUAAAAAAGACGAAAUUUCAAAUACAUUAGAAGAGAUUGGAUUUAAAUUGUCCAAAUAUCAUGAUAUGGAAUGGAGAUUUGAAGUACAGACUGCAUCAAGAUCUCUCUUGAAACAAGUCGCACCACUCAUCACUCUAGAUUUAUCACUGAAAAAUCCCAAUACUUUGGAUGAGAUUGAACACGUUUUGCUACAAACUGAUCCUACUAAUCUGCUUCAUAUAACUCAAGAACUAGAAGAAGCGCUACAAGAAAGCCGUAAUUUACAUAUUCGGAGGAUUUCAAGAGCGGUAAAAUAAGGUUUCCUGUGAUUUGCAUAAUUAUAUAUUCAAUGCAAUAAAUAUAUAAUAUAACAUGUAAACAUAUGUCAAUGUUUGUUUGAGAUUAAAUAGAAAUAUUU